AUGGGGCGUGACGAGGCUGCGGAAGGCGGAAAGAGCCCUUGGCACUUAUUUCAGAGGGAACGUGCGUGGAGCUGGGCCAGCAAAGUAGAGUUGCGAGGUGAGGUCCUCUUUCUCUUUCUCCCCCACCCCCUUCCAGAUGACACCAUCUUGAAAGGAGUGGAUGACAGCAAUGCCCUCGUCCUUCCAUCACGAAAAGCCCGGCAGGAGAAGCCUGCCCCUUGUGAUCAAGCUCCAGGGAGGAGGCCCCUGAGCAAGAAGCAGAAGAAAAUUUUGCAGAAGGUUUUGGAACAGAAAGCCAAGAAAGAAAAGCGAGCGGAAUUGCUGAAAAGGCUGAGCGAAGUCCAGGUGUCUGAGGCUGAAAUGAAACUCCUGUAUACCACUUCCAAGCUAGGAACAGGAAAGCGGAUGUUCCAGGCCAAAAGGUCAGCCCAAGAACCGAGUGCCGGCUGGUCGAAGAAAAUCAAAAGCGUUGGGGGGGCAAAUAGGAAAAGAUGCAGGCUUGAAUUGGAGGAGGAGGUGGAAGAAGAGGGAAAGGAGGAGGAAGAGGAGAGUGGGGAAUCUGAGAUGGAAGAACAGGUUGAAGAGGGACUUCCAGAAGCCUCUGCUGCCUCUGAGACAGAAUCCGGAAAGGUCUCCCACUCUCCGCUCUGUUUGCCCAAAGAACCUGAUAGAUCUUCUGUGCAAAAGGACACAACCUCUAAGCCCACGUCAGAACCCGUGGUUUUCAUUCCAGUGGAUCGAUCCUCUGAGAUUCAGGAAGCCAGGUUGAAGCUCCCAAUCCUUGCCGAAGAGCAAGUCGUAAUGGAAGCCGUGCGGGAGAAUCCCAUAAUUAUCGUAUGCGGGGAAACGGGUUGUGGCAAAACCACGCAAGUGCCUCAGUUCCUCUAUGAAGCAGGCUACGCAAGCUCCAGCGGCAUCGUUGGGAUUACAGAACCUCGGCGCGUAGCAGCGAUAUCUAUGUCUCAGCGCGUUGGAGCGGAAAUGAACUUGUCAUCACGUGUGGUUUCCUACCAAAUCCGGUACGAAGGGAACGUGACAAACGAUACGAAAAUCAAGUUCAUGACGGACGGUGUGCUGUUGAAAGAAAUCCAGAAGGAUUUCCUGCUGUCCAAGUAUCGUGUCAUUAUUCUUGACGAAGCCCACGAAAGGAGCGUGUAUACCGACAUCUUAAUUGGUCUUCUAUCUCGCAUCGUGCCUCUUCGAGCCAAGAAAGGGCAGCCGCUGAAACUGAUCAUCAUGUCUGCUACGCUGCGAGUGGAAGAUUUCACUGCUAACCAGAAACUCUUCCCCGUUGCUCCUCCGGUUAUACAGGUGGACGCGAGGCAGUUCCCAGUCGCCGUGCAUUUUAACAAGAGGACCCCGCUGGAUGAUUACAGCGGGGAAUGUUUUCGGAAGGUCUGCAAAAUCCACCGGAUGCUCCCUCCAGGGGGGAUUUUGGUAUUCCUAACUGGACAGGCUGAAGUCCACUCCCUGUGUCGGAGGCUAAGGAAGGCGUUUCCUUUUUGCAGAAAUGCCGCCCCGGGGCCUGAAGAUGAGGACGAUUCUCUGGAAGCCGUCCGAAGAUUUAAGAAAUCCAGACAGAGAAAGAAGCACGCCCUUCAGACACUCCCCAAAAUUGAUCUGGAUAAUUAUUCCAUUCUGCCGGUGGACGAAGGAGACGAAGACCGAGAGGCGGCAGGGGACGAUGACGAAGAAGCGAACUCGGCUGGUUCAGAUCUUGACCUUGACCUGGGCGAAGAUUGCUCGCAAGAAGGUCAGAAACCGGAUUCUUCCCACCCUCUUUAUGUUCUUCCACUCUACUCUUUGCUGGCUCCUGAGAAGCAAGCCAAGGUUUUCAGGCCCCCUCCUCCUGGCACAAGGCUGUGCGUCGUGGCGACCAACGUGGCGGAGACGUCUCUGACCAUCCCGGGCAUCAAAUACGUGGUGGACUGCGGGAAGGUCAAGAAACGCUUCUACGACAAAGUCACCGGGAUCUCGUCAUUCAGGGUCAUGUGGACGUCCCAGGCCUCUGCCAACCAGCGGGCGGGCCGAGCUGGUCGAACAGAACCAGGCCACUGUUACAGGCUUUAUUCUUCGGCUGUGUUCAGCGAUUUUGAGCAGUUCUCUGCUCCCGAGAUCACCAGGCGGCCUGUGGAUGAUUUAAUUCUGCAAAUGAAAGCGUUGAACAUCGAGAAGGUGAUCAAUUUCCCGUUUCCGACCCCGCCAUCCAUGGAUGCGCUGAUAGCUGCGGAGGAAUUGUUGGUGGCACUUGGUGCCUUGAAGGCCCCCACCACAACUGGAAGGUUGGAAAAGCUGCAGGAAGCCAAGUUCAGCUGCCCCAUCAGCCCCUUGGGGGUCAUCAUGGCCUCCUUCCCGGUAGCUCCCCGGUAUGCCAAGAUGCUUGCCUUGAGCAAACAGCACAACUGCAUGCCCUACACCAUCGCCUUAGUCUCGGCCUUGACAGUGAGGGAGUUCUUUGAAGAGUUCAACAGGCCUGCCGUGAGCGAAGAAGAACAGAAGAACCUGAAAGGGAAGAGGGCUCGAAUGGUGCAGAUGCAACGGGUUUGGGCUGGGCCAGGACCUUCUCGGAAGCUGGGAGACCUCAUGGUGAUGCUCGGAGCUGUGGGCGCCUGUGAAUACGCGGGGUGCACUCCUGAGUUCUGUAGCGCAAACGGCCUGCGUUACAAAGCCAUGGUGGAAAUCCGGCGGUUGCGCGGGCAGCUCACGACCGCAGUGAACGCCGUCUGCCCGGAGGCCCAGCUCUUCGUUGACCCCCAGAUGAAGCCCCCCACAGAAGAGCAGGUCACUUUCUUGAGGCAGAUCGUCCUGGCAGGGCUGGGAGACCACAUCGCCCGAAGGAUCCGAGCCGAGGAACUCCUCGACAAGAAGUGGAAAAACGCCUAUAAGACGCCACUUCUGGACGAUCCAGUGUUCAUCCACCCCAAUUCUGUCCUGUUUAAGGAUCUCCCUGAGUUUGUGGUGUUUCAGGAAAUAGUUGAAACCACCAAGAUGUACAUGAAAGGGGUUUCAGCCAUUGAACCGGAGUGGAUCCCUCUCCUCCUGCCUCCCUACUGCCAUUUUGAAAAGCCAUUGGAUAAUCCUCCCCCGUUUUACUGUCCCGAAACGGGCCACGUCCGUUGCCACAGGCCCAGCACCUUCUAUCGGGUCGGUUGGCAGCUUCCUGCGGUGGAGGCAGAUUAUCCAGAAGGCCUUGAUCGCUUAAAACUUUUUGCCAAGUUUCUCUUGGAAGGAAAGGUUGUGAAAACGUUGGCAGCCUACAGCCGUUGCCUGCUGUCGAGUCCGGUCACGAUGCUGAAGACGUGGUCCAAGCUCCAACCGAGGACAGAAUCCUUGCUUCAGGCGCUCAUUUCCGAAAACGCGGAUAACAGCAACGCUUUGCAAGUUGCCUGGGAGAAGAAUCCGAAAUAUUUGCUGGCAGAAUAUUGCCAGUGGAUUCCACAAGUGACCCACGAGGAAGUAGCUAAAAUCUGGCCUCCGGUGGCGUGAUGCUGUGGGUGUUUGAGCUAGGAGCUCUCCGGCUUGGGUUCUCCCCGAAAACACCAUGGAAAAAGCAAGAUCCAUAAUUGCACAAGGAAAAGGGGAGAGGAAUUCGUUGGUGCCCAAGGAGCAACACGGGUGUGAUCUGUGACAUUUACCUGCAAAGAAGUCAUCGCCGGGCAGAGAAUUUCCUUGAAGAUGUUCGAGAGAAGAAGUUUGAGGCAUGCUGGAUUGAAGUCGCAAGCCUCACACGUUCCAUUAAGCUGCGUUUCUUUUCAUCGUGGUUUUCUGGCUAAGCCGCAAUGGUUAAACUUUCGCCCGCAGACCCAGAAACCAUGGCUUAGACAUCACAAGGGGUUGGUUCACGCAAACACACGGAGCCACAAACACACCACGUUAAGGCUUAGCAGAGUAGAGAAACUCUCCCUUCACACGUUCCAACCCUACAACGAACUGCAGCUCUUCCAGGUUUUGCAGAAAUAAACGUCAAGAAACGGCACGUGCUUGAAAAAAAAUAAAUGUUAUAGUUUUGAGUCUCUUUACAUCUGUUUCUUUUCCUUUAAGGGCUCCUCGUGCUAAUCUUGGCAUUUUCUGUUCAUACCCGCUGGGAGUCGCAGCAGUUUGUAAAUGCAAUAAUUCAAUGAAUAUUUACCCUCUACGUUCUGUGGUUUAUUUUCCUUUGCUUCGACACACACACCCUCGAGAUGUUUUAAUUUGAAUGCCCGCGGAGGGCAGGAGAAGCAGAUUUUUCUUUCGAGAUGGGAUUUCCUUCUGCUCCAGUUGCAAUGGUGAAAAUGUCCCCACCCCCUCCCCACAACCCUUUGUGGGUUUUGAACUUGAUCAUCCAGUUGGAAAGAAUGAAGUAGAAUCGCUUUGGGUGGCUCAAUGCAUCAGUACCUUGUAAAAAAUGGAAUUUUCAAAUGUAAGACAACCGUUGUCUUGGGGGAAGAAUCUCAGAAACUGCCCUACACAUCUUCUGGCCUUUUUAUAUUUUUAAAGCUGCACUGGGGUGGCAUUUAAUUUCGUUGUACAAGUAGUACAAUGACAAUAAAGAUGACUUUGACUUUGAUAAUGACUUUAAAAAACAACCAAAGCACGCACUUGUUCAUAAAUCGGUUAUUGCCCUGAACGAUGCCAUUUUCUGAAAUAAAUAUUUUU
Molecule: messenger RNA, 4635 nt
Organism: Python bivittatus (Burmese python)
Lineage: Eukaryota; Metazoa; Chordata; Lepidosauria; Squamata; Pythonidae
Source: RefSeq, a predicted model, not a curated record